UGCUGUGUAGAUGCUCACAUUGUUAUUUUGGAAUAAUGGUGUAGUGCACCGUUAUAGACAGAGACUCCUGUUUAUCCACAUCUCUCUUUUCAUGGGAGUCAGUCUUUCCCACCUCACAAUCACGUUUUAAUUUUCCUCUCACUGCCACUGCCACAAAGCGUAAGUGCUCUAUGCUUCAUUGAGAAGAUGUCUCAAGUAGUGAAGUGAUAAAAUUCCCACAAAUUUUAUACAGUCACAGCAGGAUUUGGAUGCCAGUCAUUUUCUAUCAUUCAUUUUCAUACAUUUCAAGUGCUGAAGUAUAUUUUUUUGGAGCAGACACUUCUUUCUUAACUUAAAAAUGAACACUGCGCCAGCUUCAGAAAAUGGGCCAUAUUCCACAAACCACACAAGACCCUUUUUUUAUGCACAGCCAACAGCACAACAACCUUUCCCAAAUCCAUGGUAUCUCAGUAAUGUGUAUAAUCCAUACUGCGUUCCUGCACCUGGUUUCAGAGGUGGGAAUCCAUAUUUUCCAUUUUAUUCUGUUGCACUACAUGAGUACCCUGGAUAUCUUGUUCCACAACAUUCCAUGCAUGCAAGAGUUAACAGAAGACCUUAUUUUAAUGUUCCCCCACCCUCCCCUCUGUUUUAUCAUGCAACACGGUUUAGACAUUACAGUAGUCCUGGGAAAAAAACAGUGACCAGAGAGACACAGACUGAUCCUAGACAGCCUGAAAACAAAACAAAAAAGCAUCAGGAUCUCCGUACAGAAACGAAAGGCUGUGAACCAGGGAAUAUCACCUGUGUUUCUUCUGGCAUUGGUACAGACACUGAAAGUACUUCAAUGAAACAAGAUUCACCUGGAUCUUCAGUUGUGGUAGAAAGAAACUUUCAGAACAAGGGCUCUUCAAGCUCUGCACAAUAUAGAAACAUUCCUUCAGGAAGCUAUGCCUUUGAGAAAGAAGAGGUCCGAAUAGAGUAUGGAAAUGGCUCACCUGCAAUUCAGUUAUGGAAGUCCUUUAAGGAAACUAUUCCUCUGUAUGAUGUGGCAAGUAGUAAACCAGUUCCAGAGAAUAUCGUACAACGUGAUUUGUUUUCUGUUGGUUCUUGUGACGGAGUAAUAUAUAGCCCUCGUGAAGGGGAGGAGUUGGUGUCAUGCGCGUCCUAUUCAGAUGAGCGAAAAACUGCUCUUUCUUUGAAGAGGAGUGGUGAAGAAGGGCAGGAAAAAGAUGUCCAAAAUAAUGAAAUAAAACUAGAUGCACAAAAGCUGGGAAAUGCAAUCCAAAAGGCAAAAUCUCCUCUAGAUGAAGCCAGGGCAAUGCAAAUGGCUGAGUUGGCCAGGACUGUUAGUAAUGAUCAGCUAGUGGCAAGGCAGAACACACUGUCUAACAGAACUAGUUUGAAAAGAUCUGCUUCUUCAAAAACUUCUGAAGAGGAGGCUAACCUUGUCCAUAAAGUACAGUUAUCUCCAUCUGGUACAGAAAUAACAAAUAACUCAAAUCUACAGCAGAAAAAGGUAAAUCAGAGCCACAGUACAACCAAUGAAAGUCUGAUAACAUCGGAUAAAAGCUUAUGGUGUGAUGAAUCAGUUGAAAAGUAUGUUCCUUCUGACAGAUGGCUAGCUUGCGUGGAUGCCAUGGACACUAAUUACAACUACGAUAUCCCUUUGCCACAAAGGAAACGUCAAAGUGCACUCAGUCUGUCUUCUGAUGAAAUGUCUUCUAAAGAUGAAGAAUCAUCAAUUGAUGAUGUACCUGUGUCUUAUUUUGUCCCUGAUUAUGUGCUUAAGAACAUGUAUGCCUUUCAAAAAAGUACAGAGGGCCCAGAGACAGAGAAAAUUAAAAGUGGUGGCUCCCUUAAUGAAGAUGAAGUGGUGGGGAGGGAGCAGACCAAUGUUGUCAAUAGUCAGAACUUCAAAAGCUGUUCAAAAGUGAAGAUUAAAAAGAUGUCCAGCAGAGGUAGACAGAUUGGAGACCUCCCUAGAUCUUCCAGUCAGAAGAAAAUCUACUCCCUAAAGAAAAAAACUAAGAGUUUGUCUCUGUCAGAGGCUGAAGACUCUGAAGAAAAUGUGGUGGCAGAAGAAGAGGGGGAGGAGGAGGAGGAGGAAGACCCAGAUGAAGUUGAAUAUUUCUUUCAAGAAGCCCCUUUGUGUGGACCCUGGACUCCUGGUAAAGAUGGCUUCUAUCAACAGAUUGGCCAGAGGGUGCUUUGGCAACCACCUAAAAAUGCCAUACCGGCUCAGUUGAUUAGUUUGCCUGCUAGGGAGAAAAUUAAAAGAAGUGAAUUUGGAGAAAGCAUUGGUCUGGCUAAUAGAUCAAGGGAGAAGGAACAGGAUGAGAUUGUGUACAGUGAUUAUGAUUAUGGGUAUUAUGGAAAAAAGAGGCUUAUAGCAAAACAAGAAGGCUCUGACCACAGAACUUCACAGAAGUCUUCAAGAGUAAGGUUACUAAAAGAAAACAUGGGGAUGGCAGCUGAUGAGUACUGGAUUAGAAGUGGUGCUAAACCCAAGUUUGUCAGCCAGAUAAAUGGUAGUCUCUCACCCACAACCAAAAGCAAAGAACAAGGUUAUCUGCUUUUGGAUAAACCAAAGAAGAAAAGGAUUGGCAAACCCCCUUACAAACGUAGAGACACAAGAUGUGAGGCAGAAGACAUUGAAGUGUGGGAAAUGCCUAAACCCAGCGCGCACAAAGGGUGUGGAUCAAAGAGAUUUCUCUACAAAAGAAGAUAACUUAUUGCAAAAGCAAGGGGGGAAACCUGAUCAUUACAAAUGCUGGGGGAAGAACACAAAUUUACUGAGGUUGCAUGUCUCUUUAAAAAUGAGUCCAUAAUUAGAUCUUUGUAUAAAUAUCUUUCUAAGCUGCUAUGCACAGUUAAAGGGUAAGAAAUACCACUGUAAAGAGUUGAAGUACACUAUACAAAUAAAAUGAACACAUGAAAUAAAACACUCUAAAUUGCAAAUAAGCAUGCUUACUUAUUGCUUAAAAGCAAUAAAAUUAACCAAAUUGCACUGUUUUUGUCUUUCCUGAACACGGAAGCACAAGCCUAAGGUAAGGAAGGGUUGUCUGAACUAGCAAACGCUUAGACCAGUAAGUGCAACUGAUUAUCUUCUUAACUUGGUUUAAAGUCUGUGCUGUCUGCAAGUCUUGUAUGUAACCCUAAUUUCAAUGCUGCUUUGCAGAGGUCAAGACUUCAGGUAACUAAACUUCGGCUAUAUUCCGAGACCAAACAGUGCAGAUGACCUCUCAAAUACUCUUUUAGGAGUCCACUUAGGGCUUUCCCUGAGGUCCUCUCAGGUAGGGAAACUAGAUCUAGGAUAGUUGAAGGGUUAUUCUCAGUGGUGAAUACUAAUGACAAUACUCAGAAUUUAGCGCUUUUUUUUUCCUUUUCAGGUCUUGAACAAAAUGCAGUGGGGGGGGGGGAGGAAGGUGUGCGCUCCAUAUCCACUCACUUUUUAUGUAAUGAGCACUAAACAUAAAAUUUUGUCAGUUAUCCCUAGUACUCUAGUUUUAAGGGAUGACAACUGCAGGUGUCUUGGUGCUGUUGCAGCUACCCUGUCUCAUACAUUCAUUAUAUUUAACUCUGAAUUUGGGUACACAUGACCUGG
Molecule: messenger RNA, 3583 nt
Organism: Pelodiscus sinensis (Chinese soft-shelled turtle)
Lineage: Eukaryota; Metazoa; Chordata; Testudines; Trionychidae
Source: RefSeq, a predicted model, not a curated record